Venturia canescens is the source of this 429-nucleotide messenger RNA. RefSeq lists its product as uncharacterized. The transcript has a single exon. Lineage: Eukaryota; Metazoa; Arthropoda; Insecta; Hymenoptera; Ichneumonidae. The coding region runs from base 1 to 429 and encodes 142 amino acids. The record is from RefSeq and is a predicted model, not a curated record.
AUGCAAAUUCAAGGACGUGAACUCAGAAACAGAGCUUCAUUACGUCCAUCCAGGUGGUACAAUGACUUCAUCGAUAUAAACAAGUUAUUCAUAACUGAACUCACUGAACCCAAGGAACCAAACUCUUUUAAAGAAGCCGUCGAAAAUGAAAACUCAGAAAAAUGGAAAAGAGCUAUGAAUGAAGAAAUCAAGGCAUUACUAAAAAAUCAAGUCUGGGAACUUACUGACGCUCCAAAGAAUCGAAGGAUAGUCGACAACAAAUGGACGUUUAAAAUAAAACGAGAUGAAAAUGGAAACAUAAAAAGAUUUAAAGCAAGACUUGUCGCCAGGGGAUUUUCACAACAAGAAGGGAUUGAUUAUCACGAGACUUUCAGUCCGGUAGUCAGGUUUGAUUCCAUUCGAGCUAUACUAGCCAUUGCUGCCAUUUGA